ACUCCAGGCUGGGCGACAAAGCAAGAUUCCGUCUCAAAAACUAAAAACUAAAAAAAAUAAGCCCCAGACCCUCAUUCUCCCAUAGAGACACUGACUUAACACUAUAUGGACCAAAUUGCCUUUGUGAGAACUUUUCAGAAAUGAGUUAAAAAGUUGCAAUACCCCAGGUGAACGUAGAAGCAAGAAGAGCUGAUUUGAAGCAGGUGAGAAAGUCCAUUACGUUUGCAUACCAUAGGUUCUCUCAGUACCACGCACAGUGCAGCACAAUCUGGAGGUAUCUCCCACUUGCACCUUCUUUCUCAAGAGGGAAAGAGUAGAGUGGAAUGUAUGUCCCAUGUUCUGGCUUAUAGUGGGGCUGACCACAGGACGGAUUUCUGUUCAUGUGACUCGGAGCACUGACAGGAACAGUGUCGUACUUUGGAUGACUUUGGGGGCUGCUGAGAACAAAUGUGAGAGCUAUAGCCUUGUUACAGCACUGCAGGAGCUAGUAUCGUAAACAGAUACCAAGGGGAGCAAGAAAUUAUGAGUUCCUUAAAAAGAAACGGGCAAACCUCUUCAGGAAAUUACACAAACCCAGAGAAGUUACAUCCCUAGAAAAGAUUCAAGAGGUCCCCAAGAUCUCCAGCUAAACUAUUGUGUGAUGCUGUUCCUUUUCACAAAGCCAGUCUAUAAAGGCUAAGAGAGAUGGCUGUUUUUUCAGAUGCCCAAAUCUCAACGAAAGAUGAGCAAGUGGCCGGACACAAUGACUCAUGCCUGUAAUCCCAGCACUUCGGGAGACCAAGGCAGGAGGAUCACUUGAGUCCAGGAGUUUCAGACCAGCACUGUCACGGUUUGCUACAAAAUUAAACAGCAUUAGCACAAAACAAACACAACAUUCUUUUGUCUCUUUUCUAGGCAGCAGGCUUUAUUUUGUGUGCUUCGGGUCUAUUCUGUCAGGAGAAGGGUGCCUAGUGUCAAAUCCUGCAAGGCCUGAGGUGGGGGCCUCUCAGGUGACCUUAGGCCUCCCAGGUGACCUCAGAUCUCUCAGGUGAGGUCUGUCCUCCCAGGUGACCUCUGCCCUGCCACGUGAAGUUCUGGCACAGUGACUUUGACUCUUGCAGGAGAUGGGCUACUGCCAGGGUGUGAGCCAGGUCGCUGUUGUCCUGCUGAUGUUCCCCAAGGAGAAAGAGGCCUUCUUGGCACUGGCUCAGCUGCUGACCAGCAAAAACCUGCCAGACGCUGUGGAUGGACAGCUGCCCAUGGGGCCUCACAGCUGGGCCAGCCAGGUGGCUCCAGAAACGACAUCAAACAAGGUGGACCGGGGUGUCUCCACAGUGUGUGGGAAGCCUAAGGUGGUGGGGAAGAUCUACGGUGGCCAGGACGCAGCAGCUGGUCAGUGGCCAUGGCAGGCCAGCCUGCUGUAUCGGAGCUCGCACCUCUGUGGAGCUGUCCUCAUCGACUCUCGCUGGCUGGUGUCGACAGCCCACUGCUUUCUCAACAAAUCCCAGGCCCCGGAGAACUAUCAGGUUCUGUUGGGAAACACCCAACUGUAUCAUCAAACCCAGCACACCCAGAAGAUGUCUGUGCACCAGAUCAUCACCCAUCCAGACUUUGAGAAGCUCCACCCCUUUGGGAGUGACAUUGCCAUGUUGCAGCUGCACCUGCCUGUGAACUUCACUUCCUACGUUGUCCCCGCCUGCCUCCCAUCCCAGGACAUGCAGCUGCCCAGUAACGUGUCCUGUUGGAUAACCGGCUGGGGAAUGCUCACCGAAGACCAUAGAAGGAUUGGCCCUGUACAUACAGCUGUCCCCUCUAGGCUUCAAGCAGUGUGUUGUUCCGGGUGUAGAGGGCAGAGGGUGGGUUCACAUGCUAAUAGAUUCAGAUCCGUGAUUGCUGAGGGUCGGCUCAGGAGCUUGAUGCCUGGAGAUUUCUAUCUGGGUGAUUCCGGGGGGCCUCUAGUCUGCUACCUCCCCAGUGCCUGGGUCCUGGUUGGGCUGGCCAGCUGGGGCCUGGACUGCUGGCAUCCUGCCUACCCCAGCAUCUUCACCAGGGUCACCUACUUCACCAACUGGAUCGACGAAGUCAUGAGGCUCACCCCUCUUCCUGACCCCACGUUGGCUCCUCACACCCGCUCUCCACCCAAGCCUCUGAGGGCUGCUGGCCUGCCUGGGCCCUGCGCAGCCCUUGUGCUGCCACAGACCUGGCUCCUGCUGCCACUCACCCUCAGGGCCCCAUGGCAGACCCUGUGAUGACCACAGAGCCCCUUGACCCCUUCUCUCUGCUUAGGCCUGGGUGUCCAUGCUGGACCCUC
This is a messenger RNA of Cercocebus atys (sooty mangabey), 2290 nucleotides long. RefSeq names its product putative serine protease 47. Gene Ontology annotation, molecular function: serine-type endopeptidase activity. Gene Ontology annotation, biological process: proteolysis. The record is from RefSeq and is a predicted model, not a curated record. Lineage: Eukaryota; Metazoa; Chordata; Mammalia; Primates; Cercopithecidae.